AUGUUAGUUCAGAAUCGCCAACUCAGCAAGCUUAGUUUUCCAGUUUUCGCCACCGCCACUGUCUCGGCCAAGCUUUCACUCCCUUAUCCUCUCAUCUCCUUCCUUGAAAGCCUCCCACAAUCCUCACAGUGCUUGCUUCUCUUGAACAACACCCUGCCACCCUGCCAAUGGUCGGGUGUCUCCUGCUCUUCCAACUCAACAAGCAUUACCUCCAUCGACCUCUCGAAGCUCGGCCUCUCCGGCCAACUCUCCUCAUCUGCUUCCCAUUUCUGUCGUAUCACCACGCUCCGUGAGAUCAUUCUCAGCUACAGCAACAUCUCCAGGCCUAUCCCCCCUUUCCUCUUCCACUGCACUUCACUUACCAGCCUCUGCCUCGGCUACAACUCCCUCUCCGGUCCCAUCCCUCCAAACGUCCUCCUUGCCACCCAUCUCACCGAGCUCGUCCUUAGCUACAACUUCCUCUUUGGAAUCAUCACUAGUGAUACCUUUGUGGGUCUUCGGAAUCUGCAGUACCUCUUCAUGGAAUACAAUGACUUCACUGGUGAGUUGCCCAGGAGUUUGCUUAGUCUCACUGGUUUGACAGCGUUGGACCUUUCUAAAAACCAGUUUAAUGUCACUAUACCUGAAGGCAUUAGCCAACUUCUCUAUCAUGGUGGUGGAGCUCUUAAGGAGAGCAGCCUCUUCUCCUCUUCCUUGGGAGCAUCUUGCUGGAGACACCUUCUGCAACCUUGGAAGCUUGUUUCCCCUUGGAAGAAGGCUAGAGCUUGGGCUUGGAGGAAGUUCCCUUCACUGGCAAGUGUAGAGCAUAUUACCUUCUCAUGUUUUGAUGAUGAUCCUGAUCUUAUGGAUGUUGUGUAUUCAGUUGGUUGGCUUAAUGUGGCUGCUAAAGCCCGUACUUGUAGUAUUUCAGUUUCUAGUAUCAUAUUUGUGCAUCUGUAUUACUGUUCAUAUCUGCUUGUUAGGGUUGACUCUGACCAGGUCAAAUCUGAGGCCUUAAACCCAGUGGGGCCCAAUCCUACUGGAUUAGGCCGAUCUAAACUCUGGAGCUUUCAAGUAACCAGCUUUGUGGGGUCUUUACUACCCGAGCUUGGGAACUGCAAUUCCUUGGUUGAACUUCAGCUUCAGUUUAAUCUCAUCAGAGGUCCUAUCCCACCAGAGAUUUCCAAUCUGAAGAAGCUGGAGAAGCUCUACCUCUAUGAUAAUGAGUUGGAGGGAAUCAUUCCACCGUAA
This is a messenger RNA of Dioscorea cayenensis subsp. rotundata (Guinea yam), 1230 nucleotides long. Its product is annotated as probable leucine-rich repeat receptor-like protein kinase At2g33170. Gene Ontology annotation, molecular function: protein binding. The record is from RefSeq and is a predicted model, not a curated record. NCBI's taxonomy places the organism in Eukaryota, Viridiplantae, Streptophyta, Magnoliopsida, Dioscoreales, Dioscoreaceae. The transcript is spliced from 6 exons. Bases 1 to 1230 code for a protein of 409 amino acids.